AUGAUGAACCUCCUGAUGAUGCUGGUGAUCCAGAUAGUCAUGAUCCAGAUUCAGAGAAGUUUUCUCUGCAAGGUAUGUACAGUCAUGAAACAGUGUAAAGUACUCUCAAACCCUUACUUCUCCUGUCAACAGUGUCGGUAGAUGUGUUAACUAAAAAGUGGGUAUGACUUGCUAGACUCCUCAUCAGCCAGGUUGAAACCAGAUCAAUAAAGCUUUUGGCUUCAAGGGAGUAUUACAUGCAACUUUGCUGUGUUCUGGGCUCUCCUGUCGGGAAAAUUACUGGUCAACGAACUUAGGUGUGUGUUACUCAAAGGAGCAAUUGGAGACCCUGAUUUUUGCUUUGGAGGUGAUUAGACUCGUCAGAGAAAUAUGAAGUUCUGCCUUAAAAGACCUGAUCGUUUUUUUAUGUUAGAUGUAAGAAUGAAUCAUUUCGGCAAUGUAGAAAGAGACACAGCUGACAUGAAAUUGUUAUAUUUGCCACCAACUGCAAAGAAGACCAUGGCAAUCAUACAGCAAUUUACUCUACAAUUUUUUUUUUUCCAAAAUUUUUUUUAAUAUAAGAAAAUACAUCCACAGUCUUAGAAUGAUUCAAACUGUUGAUGAUAACAAAGGGCUCAGCAUAUUUCUCUUUUGCAACAGCUUGGGGCCACUUUCUCCAGCACAUUGAAUAUUUGAUCUACAUGUACUUGUAGAUCCCCUCAUCUUGUGUGUGAUGUGUAAUAAUUCUUUCACCCUUAAGUCACUGUUGAUAAGGUUUCUGUUAGUCCUCUAUCUUGGAUUUCAAUUCACUAGCCCAGCUACUGCGUAAAAGUUGCUCCUAAUUAGAGGAGUUCAUCUCUCAUCUGGAGAAUUUAUUUUCCAGUUAUGUCCUCUUUGUCCUACAACCCAAGGCCAGAUCAGGACCAGUUAGUGUGUUUACAAACUUGAUCAAAUAGAUAAAUGUGAAACAGUGAAAUUGUCAAAUCCCUUUUUUUUUACAAGUUUUAUAAACAAACUAAUUUGUUUCUCAGAAGGUGAAAAGUGUGAGGAAGACUCCAUUGGAGUUCCAACCAGGGAAAAAAACUCCAAGACAGUUACUGAUGCUGAGGCCGCAGAAAUGGGCCAAGUCUUACAAGACAUGAGGUCUCUAGCUCUAGGCAUACAAGAGGAACAAGAUAGACAACUCCAACAACUGGACCUACUGUCUGACUCAGUUGACAAAGCUUACGAGAGAAUCAGAACUGAUGUGCGCCAGGUCAAUAAACUCACUUUAUUUGGAAUAUGA
Molecule: messenger RNA, 1264 nt
Organism: Pocillopora meandrina
Lineage: Eukaryota; Metazoa; Cnidaria; Anthozoa; Scleractinia; Pocilloporidae
Source: the annotation of a GenBank genome assembly